Molecule: messenger RNA, 3192 nt
Organism: Cladophialophora psammophila CBS 110553
Lineage: Eukaryota; Fungi; Ascomycota; Eurotiomycetes; Chaetothyriales; Herpotrichiellaceae
Exons: 1
Coding region: 1-3192 (1063 amino acids)
Biological process (GO): DNA-templated transcription initiation; transcription by RNA polymerase III; transcription preinitiation complex assembly
Cellular component (GO): transcription factor TFIIIB complex; nucleus; transcription preinitiation complex
Molecular function (GO): TBP-class protein binding; RNA polymerase III type 3 promoter sequence-specific DNA binding; RNA polymerase III general transcription initiation factor activity
Source: RefSeq, a predicted model, not a curated record
AUGCCGCCAAAGCCCCUACCGCCCAGGCCUCGCGCUGGCCAACACCGCCGGCCCAACUUUCGAGGCCGCAUCGACGGCUUAGGCAGCCCAGCACCCAGUUCUCUGCGAGCGUCAACUCCUACGCUCGUGCGAGCACCCACGCCAGUCAGCCAGCCCCAGGCCCGCUCAAAACCCCUGUGUCCUAAUCCCGACUGUCCUGAUCGGUCAAAUGUCGUCUUUGGUGAUCAAGGACUCAUCUGCCAGAGUUGUGGUGCCCUAGUCCAAGAAGAUUCCGGCCUUGUCAGCGAGCAGGGCUUUGGCGAGACCGAGUCUGGCCGUAUCACUGCUCUUGGUGUCCAGGUUGGCGAAAACCAAACUCAUCAGAGGACCUUCCACGGAGGAGCUUUUGGGACUGCUGGCCGCGAGGCCCCGCUGAAUCGCGAACGCUCAAAAGCUCAGGCCAAAACCGUCAUGUCCUCCUACAUAAACCUUCUUGGCAUCAGACAAUCGGAGGUGGACGCGGCUGAAAGACUGUUUGAAUUGGCAAACAGCAAUAGCUUUGUCCAAGGGAGAAGCAUCGAAAGUGUCGCUGUCGUCUGUCUCUAUGUCGCUUGUCGCCGUAAAACGGAGCAAGUCGAGGGUCAACUGAGACCCUUGUACAGCUUCAUGUUGAUUGACUUCGCCGAGAAGAUGAACAUGGAUGUUUUUGCACUGGGCAGGGUGUACCAGGACCUCGUCAAAAAGCUGUUUCUGACCAAAGGAAAAGGCUUUCGACCCGAUGGCUCUGCAGAAUUCUGGGGAAUGGAUCCGGCCACGCUUGUACCCCGGUUUGUCGAAGAGUUGGAUUUCGACAAGCACGACCAGGACAAAAUCAAACGCGAUGCUAUCAACAUCGUCAAGAGAAUGAAGCGCGACUGGAUCAGCCAUGGCCGUCGACCUUCGGGCAUCUGUGGUGCUGCGGUCAUUCUGGCCGCUCGCAUGAACAAUUACCGUCGUACCACGCGCGAGGUUGUGCUGACGGCAAAAGUCACCGAAAUCACCAUCAACAAACGACUGGAAGAAUUCCACGACACACAAGCCAGUAAACUUUCGGUCACAAAAUUCAGAAACGAAGCGAUCCCGGUCCCCUAUGUCCCGCAUCCUCUCGAUGAACAGCAUCCGCCUAUCUGGAAAGAAGCACAAAAUCCGAAACCCAAGAACAAGAAGAAAGGUCGCCCUAGAAAGCGUGCUCUCGCAGAGACCGCCGCUGAGAUCGAGGACGAUGCUGCGUCUCCUGAACCCGAAGCUAACCAAGAAUCGGACGAAGGGCGACCACCGCCGGCGAAACGAGUUCGGAUUGACGCAGAAGGUUACAAGAUUCCAGAGAUCCCAGCUCGACGGACGGUCAUUGAUCCGGCUCUGACUUCUGGCGAGACACCUGCUGAAGCACAAAGCGAAGAGGCAGACGCUCUGCGAGGGGAGACGCCUGCAUCGUCACACGACGAGGACGGUCAAGAUGUCUCGAAUGCCUCGCAGCCUCCACAUCGGAAACCCAAAUCCUCGCAUUGGAGAGCACCGCCUGCAUCGGCAGCCGAAAUUGCGAUUGAGAACGAAAUUGAAGAAGGCAUCGCAGAAGCACUACGAGACAACCCGGAACUCGACCCAAACUACCGACCUCUGCCUCCAGGUGAAGAGGAAGGAUCGGUGCAACAGCUCGGUGGUGGUCAAGCUGGAGGACAGCAACCAACAGUUAUAGAUCUCACCGCUGACCCAACCCAGACUGUUCCUCCGCACCCGAGAGACAAGAAAUGUGGACCACCCGCGAACUCGACAAUUGGUAACCUUGGCUUCGUCUCCCUUUCUCCGACGCUCAAGCCUGACGAAUUCGAUUCCGAUGAAGAUGUCUCAACUUGUCUCUUGUCUGAGCAAGAAUCCCGUAUCAAAGAGAGGGUAUGGGUGACCAUGAAUGCCGACUGGCUGCGACAGGAUCAUGCGAAGAGGAUAAGGAAAGAGUUGAAGGAGGCGGACAUGAGGGCAAGGGGCUUGGACCCAGAGCAGGAGGAGAGGAGAAAGAAAAUGGAGAAGGGAAGGAGAAAGGAUGGGACGAAAAGACCGGGACGCAGGGGAGACGUUAGCUAUUUGAGGGAGCAACGGGAAGGGAGAAGGAGAGGUAAAGGUCAAAGGGCCGUGGGCGAAGGUGAGGGUGGAGGGAAAGUGGCGGGUGCAGAGGGCGACAACGAGGGUGACGAAGGAGAAGGAGAGGAAGGCCAAGACAGCACCACAGUCGCUGGAAGGGAAAGAAGCGCAGCGAAAUCCAUGAGAUUGAUGCUCAUGAAUCGGCGAACUUUCUCGCGACGGAUCAACUACGACGCCCUCGAAGCUAUCUACGGGAUGGCAUCGACCAGUGAGGAUAGCGAAUCGCGUAGCCAAACUGGUGAGGGUCGAAGCCGCAGUGUGAGCGUCGCACAAAGCGAGACUACGGCGACUCCAGGACCUGGCGGGGAACAGGAACCGCGGGAAGGAAGUAGGGAAAGCAGUGUUGUGAGCAGUACCACUAUUGGACCUUCAGCAAUCUUUCGCGGAAGAAGAGAGAGAAACCGAGGCAGUCUUGCUGCCGAGAGGAGGGAGAUGAAGAGACGGGAGAGAAAGGAUCUUGAGAAGGCAAAGAAAACUGCUGCUGCAAGUCAAGGCAGCGAGGGCGAAGCGAGCAGGUCGGUGUCGAGAAGUCGAAGUGCGAGCACUCCUGCUACGGAGGGAGAAGGGGAGGGCGGGAGAGGACGCGAGGUCAGCGGACCGAGUCCUGAACCUGAAUCUGAAUCUCAACAACUGCAACCGCGGCAGCUUCCCUCUCCACUGAGAACACAGUCUCAACAGAUACCUAGAAUACAGACCUCGACUGUCACAACGGGCCGUUCAUCCUCGGUUCCGGGAGUCAAAGUCACUGAUAGAUAUUCAACGAGGGCGCGACAAGGUGUCCCGGAAAGAAGGGUAGACGCCCAACUGGAGGAUGUGGAGAUGGACGAUGGAAACAGGGAGGAUAACGAUGAAAAUGAAGACGACGGCGAAGAAGGGGAAGAAGAAGAAGCAAGCGAUGACUCGGACGACGACGAUGGAAACGGGGACGAAGACGAAGACGAGGACGAGGACAGGGACGAGGAUGGUGAUGGUGGCGAUAAUAGAGAAGCCGACGAAGAUGUCGACGCAGCUUUCGAGGGCCGGUAUGUCGGUCGAUAG